Molecule: messenger RNA, 3138 nt
Organism: Dothidotthia symphoricarpi CBS 119687
Lineage: Eukaryota; Fungi; Ascomycota; Dothideomycetes; Pleosporales; Dothidotthiaceae
Product: ARM repeat-containing protein
Exons: 10
Coding region: 1-3138 (1045 amino acids)
Biological process (GO): protein import into nucleus
Cellular component (GO): cytosol; nuclear envelope
Molecular function (GO): small GTPase binding
Source: RefSeq, a predicted model, not a curated record
AUGGAUGUAACCGGCUUGCGGGACCGCAUCCAGGCGACACUCGACCAGAACGCCGCCAUCAGACAGCAGGCCGAGCUUGACCUGAAGCAUGCCGAAGAGCAGGUGGGCUUCACAGACGGCCUGUUGAAUAUCCUCGAGCAAGAGCAAAACCCUGCCGUGCGGUUGUCGACCGUCGUCUACCUCAAGAACCGCGUCUCCAAGGGCUGGUCGCCCGCCGAAGAGUACAGCCAGGCCAGGCCCAUACCAGAGGACGAGAAGACGUCUUUCCGCAACCGCCUCGUGCCCGUCCUUGUCGCCUCGCCGCCGCCAGUGCGCGUGCAGCUCAUCCCCACCCUCCAGAAGAUCCUCGCAUACGACUUCCCGCAAAAGUGGCCGAACUUCCUCGACAUCACAAUACAGCUCCUGAACGCCGGAGAUAUCGCAUCGGUAUUUGCAGGUGUGCAGUGCUUGCUGGCAAUAUGCAAAAUAUACAGGUUCAAGUCGGGGGAGAACCGCGCCGACUUUGACAAAAUCGUUGCCCUGUCUUUCCCACAGCUGCUCAACAUCGGUAACUCGCUGGCGAACGAGACGAGCUUGGAGGCGGGAGAAAUACUUCGCACAGUCCUGAAGGUGUACAAGCACGCCAUCUACUUCGACCUCCCCGCUUCCCUUCGCGAGCAGCAGACCAUGGUCGGCUGGUGUACUCUGUUCUUGACUGUAGUCGGCAAGGAACCGCCAGAGACAUCUCUACCCGAAGAUCUGGACGAACGCGAAAUAAACCACUGGUGGAAGGCAAAGAAGUGGUCAUACGCCAAUUUGAACCGGCUAUUCGUCAGGUACGGCAAUCCAUCGACCUUGGGCAAGAGCAAUGAGAUCGACUACACAGAUGUUGCCAAGAACUUCAUCGCCAAUUUUGCGCCCGAGAUCCUAAAGGUCUACCUCCAGCAGGUGGAAAAGUGGGUAGGCAAGCAAGUGUGGCUGUCCAAGGCCAGCUUGUACUACACUCUCAACUUCCUCGACGAGUGCAUCAAGCCCAAGUCCAUGUGGACUUUGCUCAAGCCACACACGGAUAACCUCAUUGCGCAUCUUAUCUUCCCUGUGCUAUGCCAGUCAGACGAUGAUAUUGAGCUUUUUAACGAGGAGCCGCAAGAGUACCUGCACCGGAAACUGAACUUCUACGAGGAUGUGACGGCACCCGAUGUCGCCGCGACAAAUUUCCUCGUAACCCUCACCAAGAGUCGCCGGAAGCAUACCUUCAGCGUACUGAACUUUGUCAACGAGAUGGUGAACAAGUAUGAAGCCGCGCCAGACAACGAGAAGAAUCCAAGAGAGAAAGAAGGUGCACUGCGCAUGAUUGGAACACUUUCUGGCGUUAUUCUGGGGAAGAAGAGCCCGAUUGCAGACCAGGUCGAAUACUUCUUUGUGCGCCACGUCUUCCCUGAGUUCCGUAGCCCUCAUGGCUUCCUCCGCGCACGCGCAUGCGAUACUCUGGAGAAGUUUGAACAGCUCGAUUUCAAGGACCCGAACAACCUUAUCAUCAUCUACCGCAACAUUCUGGAGUCGAUGGCUGACCCCACCCUCCCAGUCCGCGUCGCUGCAGCCCUAGCACUCCAACCCCUCAUCCGUCAUGAUAUUAUUCGAACUAACAUGAAACAAAACAUUCCUCAAGUCAUGCAACAGCUUUUGAAACUAGCCAACGAGGUGGACGUAGAUGCUCUUUCCAACGUCAUGGAGGAUUUCGUCGAGAUCUUUGCACCAGAACUGACUCCUUUCGCGGUUGCGCUCAGUGAGCAGCUCCGCGAUACAUACUUGCGCAUUGUUCGCGAACUCGUGUCUAGGAACCAAGAGAAGGGCGAGGACAGCGAGUAUGGGGAUUUCCUGGAUGAGAAGAGUAUCACUGCGCUUGGUGUACUCCAGACGAUUGGUACCCUCAUUCUUACGCUCGAGAGCACGCCCGACGUUCUACUACAUCUGGAGACUAUUCUCAUGCCUGUGAUAACCAUAACACUUGAGAACAAGCUUUAUGAUUUGUACAACGAAGUAUUCGAGAUUAUCGACAGCUGCACGUUUGCCGCUAAAAGCAUUUCACCUACCAUGUGGCAAGCAUUUGAGCUGAUACAUCGGACAUUUAAGGCUGGCGCUGAGCUGUAUCUUGAAGAUAUGCUGCCCGCUUUGGAGAAUUUUGUAAACUACGGAACCCCAGCACUGAUUCAAACCCGCCCAUAUCUCGAUGCCAUCGUCGACAUGGUACGAACAAUCUUCAAAGAUGACAAGGUCGGAGGCGUAGACCGCAUCUGCGGUUGCAAGUUGGCUGAGAUCAUUAUGCUCAACAUGCGGGGUCAUGUCGAUGACUACAUGCCGGAGUUUAUCGCACUGACCAUGCAGGUCCUCACUAACGACGAGCCAAAGGUCAAGUCUUUGAGGAUACACCUGAUGGAGGUGCUCAUCAACUCUAUUUACUACAACCCUGCAUUGGCACUCCAUGUGCUCGAGACCAACGGCUGGACAAAUAAGUUCUUCAGUUUGUGGUUCUCCAGCAUCGACAACUUCACCCGAGUACAUGACAAGAAGCUGUGCAUCUCAGCUAUUUGUGCACUCCUGACGCUGAGGGCCCAGGAUGUACCAAUCAGUGUUCAGCAAGGCUGGCCGCGACUGCUCCAGGGUAUUGUGCGGCUAUUCCAAACACUUCCUGCUGCGCUGAAGAAUCGUGAGGACGCCAAGAGGGAAGACAAUUUUGCCGAGUUUGCCAGUGAAGAAUACGAGGAAGAGGAGGACGACGAGUGGGAGCAGGAAGCUGACUGGAACAACGAGGCUGAUGAAGCAGAGGACAUCAAGGACGAAAGCGCUGCAUAUCUCGAGUUCCUCAACGAAGAAGCCCAGAAAUUCACGUCUGUUGAUGACGACGAAGAUGAUGAGCUUGAAGAGGAGAGUCUACUCGAGACGCCACUCGACAAAGUUGAGCCAUACGGCAUGUUCAAACACGCGUUGCUCCGUCUUCAACAAGAGCAGCCUGCCCUCUACGAAAACCUUACAAAGAACCUCAACCCUGAGGAACAACAAAUCGUCCAAGGCGCCGUCCACCAAGCUGACCUCGUUGCCCAAGCUCAAGCUGACGCCGCUGCCGCCGUUGCAAACGGAGCUCCGCUACCCCAGGCGUAG